This is a messenger RNA of Capsicum annuum, 1340 nucleotides long. RefSeq lists its product as uncharacterized. NCBI's taxonomy places the organism in Eukaryota, Viridiplantae, Streptophyta, Magnoliopsida, Solanales, Solanaceae. The coding region runs from base 260 to 730 and encodes 156 amino acids. The record is from RefSeq and is a predicted model, not a curated record. The transcript has 5 exons.
ACGAAUAUUCCAAGUCUUAAUGAGUAUGGUGAUGAAACCAUGUGGCUGGCUGCUCCAUUUUUUGCAACCCCAAAAGAGACUCUUCAAAUUUCAAUUCUCACACGCAAAGAAAGGAGAAGAAUUCACAAGACCCGACUUCAGAGGAUCCCUCGUUGUUGUUUGUCCACUUCCUCUGUGUACCCAUAUCCACUUUGAAAUCUGAAUCUCCAAGGGAAGGGAAUUUAUUUGAAGCUCAAGAAAUCAUUUAGAUAGAGGAAAAAUGGAUAAGAUGACGGAUACAACCAUGGCAACCUCUGCAACAACGACAACGGGGUCUUUCGGGUCAUCUUCAAUUUUCACUAAUUAUCCCCUUAUGUCUGCUCUCAUUGGCUUUGCUCUCGCCCAAUCCACCAAGCUCUUCACUUCAUGGUACAAGGAAAGACGAUGGGAUCUUAAGCAACUUGUUGGAUCUGGUGGAAUGCCAUCAUCCCAUUCAGCAACCGUAACUGCUCUAGCUGUGGCUGUUGGUUUGCAGGAGGGCUUUGGGGGAGCGCUCUUUGCUUGUGCAUUAGUUUUAGCGUGUGUGGUCAUGUAUGAUGCCACGGGUGUAAGAUUACAUGCUGGACGUCAAGCAGAGGUCCUGAAUCAAAUUUUAUGUGAACUUCCUUCUGAACAUCCUCUUGCAGAUAGCAGACCAUUACGAGAACUCCUUGGUCACACUCCUCCUCAGGUAUGUUCUUGGCAUUUUUAGUUUUGUUGGUGGUGUUAGUGGUGUUGUUUGAUACAAGCCAAAUUGCCUCUAGAUCUUUGAAUGAGAUACGUAUGAUGCUCGAGAUGCUUGAUGACUCUUUAGUGCUAUUAAAAGAAACCACACGGAUGAAAAUUUCCAUUAAGGAGGGUCAAAGGACUUUGACGAGGUCGAAGGAGUGCAAAACGGAGCUCGAAAGCCCAUUAGAAGGGUCAUGCGCCCAGAGCGCUUUGGAUCCAUUUUUUAUCCUCUCUAACAUUUCAAGAGCAGGUAAAAAACAGCCCCUAGUGGGUCUUUUCUUACAUUUGAGUCACUUUUGGGCCCUAAUUAUGUAAUAUUUAGCCAAACCAUAAAUACUUGGUAGCUAGGCUUAUUUUAGUUAGUUUUUGUUGAUUGAUAAUGAUGAAUUCAUAAACCUCCAUUAGGAGUGUUUUGAGAGCUUGGAAAAGCAAAUGUUGAUCUUUGAUUAGAAACAUUGGUUGUAAGGGAGAUUCAAUCACCUUUGCGGUCAGGUAAGAGUUAGAUGCUAUUUAGUAAUCUUUAAGAGAGGUUUUUAGGUUUGAUACACCCUUUGAUCGCCCUUUUGUUAUCAUAUUUGUGUCUAACUUUCUGU